Molecule: messenger RNA, 1634 nt
Organism: Stegostoma tigrinum
Lineage: Eukaryota; Metazoa; Chordata; Chondrichthyes; Orectolobiformes; Stegostomatidae
Product: annexin A2-like
Exons: 13
Coding region: 136-1140 (334 amino acids)
Cellular component (GO): cytoplasm
Molecular function (GO): phospholipase inhibitor activity; calcium-dependent phospholipid binding; calcium ion binding
Source: RefSeq, a predicted model, not a curated record
GGCUGGGUGUUGCAGGGGUGGGGAAACAGUGUUGAUGUGGCUGCAAUCAGCUGGUAUUUAAAAACCACACCCUGGAGCCGGAGUGAGGUUAGUUCUUACCCAGGGGUUGAGCAGGCAGAUUGUUCUGUAGACAAAAUGGCAGAAGUUCACGAUAUCUUAUCUCAAGUGUGCCUGGGCACUGAUGAUCUUUCUGAUGGAGCUACAGUGAAACCAUCUGUUAAUUUCAAUGCAGAAAAUGAAGCUAUAGAACUGGAACGCGCUAUUAAAGUCAAAGGUGUGGAUGAGCAUUCUGUCAUCGAUGUGUUGACAAAGUGUAGCAAUGCGCAACGACAGGACAUUGCCUUUUGCUACGAAAGGAGAACGAAGCAGAAACUGGAGGAUAAACUGCGCUCUGCUGUCUCUGAGCCUCUGCGAUCUGUCAUCCUGGGGCUGCUGAAGACUCCAGCCAAAUACGAUGCCUCUGAAAUGCGAGGUGCCAUUAAGGGUUUGGGAACCAAUGAAGCCAGUCUGAUUGAGAUCCUGUGCUCUCGCACAAACAAGGAAAUCCAGAAUAUGGCUCUGGCCUACCAAGAGUUGUACAAGAAAGAUAUGAUUAAGGACAUCAAGGAGGAUACUUCUGGAGAUUUCUGCAAGCUUCUUUGUGUCCUAGCAAAGGGAAACCGUCCAGAGCCCUCCAACGUGGUCGAUAAUGAGCAGAUUGAUGAGGAUGCACGGGCCCUCUAUGAAGCUGGAGUGAAGAACCGUGGGACCGAUGUGAAAACAUGGAUCUCUAUAAUGACUGAGAGGAGCAUUCCUCACCUGCAGAGAGUUUUUGGCCGAUAUAAAACCUACAGCUGCUAUGAUAUGUUGGAAAGCGUUGAUCGCGAGGUCAAGAAAGAUCUGAAAAAUAACUUUUUAGGCCUGGUGCAAUGUAUCCUGAACACUCCAGAAUUUUUUGCUGACAAGUUAUCCCAUAUGCAGGGAAGUUUGAAGAAGGAUGUUUUGACAAGGAUCAUGGUGUCUCGCUCAGAAAUUGACCUGCUCUACAUCAGGAAAGAGUUUAAGAAGAAGACUGGAAAAUCCCUGCAGCAAUUUAUAAUUGCUUCUACGAAAGGCGACUACCAACGCGUUCUACUGGCUCUGUGUAGAGGUGAUGAUUAAAAGCGCCUUCACAGACAGGAAUUCCAAUUCUGUUCCUGCUUUUAACUCAAAGAAUUGCUGCAAAAAGCUGUGAGGGGACCAUGUCACAUUAAACCACUUAAACCUUCCUCACUCUGUCUGUGUAAAAGUCAAGUAUUAAAAUAGUAAACUGUAACAAGUUUGUGCUUGAAAAGUUCUCAACCAUAAAUCAGUCAAUCUUUGAAAAGCUGCCAAUAGAUUACCUGCUGUUAACUGGAAAUAAUGCUUUGAGUUUGAGUUACAUCUGUACCCAGAACCACUGCAUGCUGUUUUGAGGUUUGAGAUCAAAUAGAUCCAAAUUUUGAAGCAGCACAGUUUGUUCACCCAUAACUCAAAGCAGGAGACUUGCAGGAUGAAAUGUUAUCAGGCACACAUGUAAGGUGUUGUGUGUAUGCAGUACUUAGUCUGGAAAUGCAUUUGCUUUCAAGCCACCGUGUCUUUUUAUACAAAAUAAAGAAAUUGGAUUAUUAACGUAA